Vicia faba (fava bean) is the source of this 645-nucleotide messenger RNA. The record is from the annotation of a GenBank genome assembly. NCBI's taxonomy places the organism in Eukaryota, Viridiplantae, Streptophyta, Magnoliopsida, Fabales, Fabaceae.
AUGGCAUCACUCACCAACAACCAAGCCAAGUUUGAUCUUGAACAACAACCAUCAACAAUAACAACACUAGAAGUUGAAACAAAAGACUUUGACUACUCGAAAAGAUCACAAUGGCUACGCGCGGCAGUUUUAGGCGCGAACGAUGGAUUAGUCUCUACAGCUGCGCUGAUGAUGGGAGUCGGGGCAGUCAAACAAGACAUCAAAGCUAUGAUCUUAACCGGGUUUGCCGGGCUGGUAGCCGGUGCGUGUAGCAUGGCUAUAGGUGAGUUUGUUUCGGUUUAUUCGCAAUUGGAUAUUGAAGUGGCUCAAAUGAAAAGAGAGAAAGAAAGAGGAAGAGAAGUUGGUGAUGGUGAAGAGAAGGAAAGUUUGCCUAAUCCUUUACAAGCUGCAGCUGCUUCAGCUUUGGCUUUUUCUAUUGGUGCAAUGGUGCCAUUGCUUGCAGCUUUUUUUAUAAGUGAUUAUAAGGUGAGACUUGGUCUUGUUGUGGCUGCAGUUAGUUUUGCUUUGGUUGUUUUUGGUUGGUUUGGGGCUGUGUUGGGUAAGGCUCCAAUAUUUAGGUCUAUUUUGAGGGUUUUGAUUGGUGGUUGGGUGGCUAUGUCUAUUACUUUUGGGCUUACUAAGUUAAUUGGGACAAGUGGUCUUUAG